Molecule: messenger RNA, 1122 nt
Organism: Fusarium falciforme
Lineage: Eukaryota; Fungi; Ascomycota; Sordariomycetes; Hypocreales; Nectriaceae
Product: Protein HGH1-like protein
Exons: 4
Coding region: 16-1122 (368 amino acids)
Source: RefSeq, a predicted model, not a curated record
CAAGACACCAGCAAGAUGCCGACUGAGCUGGAAGAACUCGUGGGCUUCAUCGCCCACCCUCACCCUCAGAUUCGCCAAGUUGCCGUCGAGAAUUUGGUGCCGUACUCGACUGCGGAACCCAACAUCUUCAAGGAUUCACAACUACAGCCUGUGAAGAACCUCAAGAUAUUGAUUCGAGAUCAUCCCAAAAUAUCUGAGCAUGCUGUGACAAUUCUGGUCAACUUGUCGGGCGACCAAGAGAUUCUUGAGAACCUAGCAACAGAUGAUAAAUUCCUCGAUGUCGUAUUCCGUCGCAUAGUGAACCCCGAGGAGCCCAAUGCUAAUCUCCUGGCCAUGCUCCUCGCCAACCUGGCCAAGUGGGAUAGCUUCAAGGACGUGCUCAAGAGGAAACAGCAGGCUCCUGAAGAGCUAGGCUCAGACGAUGUUGUCCUCAACCAGCUGAUGGACCUGUUCGUCAAAGGCCAGGACGGCUCAUACAACAAAAAGGCAGACUUUGACUACCUCGCCUACGUCUUUGCAGACCUUGCCAAGCAUUCAGACAUCCGAAAGCACUUUCUCCAGGCGCAAAAGUACGACGAUGUCAUCCCUCUCACCAAGCUCAAGGUCUUUACCGAGCACAAGUCCGACAUCCGGCGCAAGGGCGUUGCCAGCACUAUCAAGAACGUCGCCUUUGAGACAUCAUCACACGCUUCCUUCCUCUCUGAAGAUGAGAUUGACAUCUUGCCUUACAUUCUACUCCCGAUCAUGGGCAACGAGGAGUACGACGUCGAUGAGAGUAUGGACAUGCUGCCAGACCUGCAGCUGCUGCCACCAGACAAGAAGCGAGACUCGGACCACAAGAACAUCCAGACUCACGUUGAGACACUGACUCUGCUAACAACAACACGGGAGGGUCGUGAUCUCAUGCGCCGUGUCAAGGUAUAUCCCGUUAUUCGGGAAACACAUCUACGCGUUGAGGACGAGGGUGUCCAGGAGGCAUGUGAGCGACUGGUGCAGGUAUUGGCGCGUGAUGAGGCAGAUGAAGGCAAGGACGAAAGCAAGGACGAUGUCAAGUUGAUUGAGGGUACCAAUGGACGGGUAGAAGAAGUUGAAGAUGAGGAUGAUCAGCUCGUGGAGGUUUGA